UUUCUCUCCCGGUGAAACGCGUCCGUCCGCAGCCUUCACUCUGCAGUUGCGCGCUGCACUACAGCUGGGAACUUUUCACCACUGGUUGUGCAUGAGGACCGAGGUCCAGGCGACACACAAUCCGUCCAGAAAAGCAAUCAAUAAAAGGACUCUGAAGUGAAGUUGAUGUUUCAUUUGGGAGCACUGCCCUCAACAUGAGGGUCCGGUACUGAUUUCUGGAUACUGAACACAAGUUGCCUGUUGCUGAAUAUCCGCUUCUCUCGGCGAACAGAACUGGGCGCAAUUACGCACGGAGAGCAGCAUGGCACCGAUUCUGGAUAGACGUGCUCCCGCUUUGCUCUUGGUUUGGAGCUACUGCGUCCUAGCCGAUACCGCUUUUACGAACUUUACUCUGGACAAUGAGUUCCACUCCAGUUUCAUCCACCGUCGACUGAAGAGCCAGGAGCGCAGAGAGAUGCAGCGGGAGAUCCUGUCGAUCUUGGGGCUGCCGCACCGGCCGCGACCCCACCUCCACGGAAAGCACAACGCUGCCCCGAUGUUUAUGUUGGACUUGUACAAUGCCAUGUCCACGGAGGGGGACGAGGACAGAUACUCCUACCCCUACAAGCCCGUCUUCACCACCCAGGGGCCCCCGAUAGCCAGCCUGCAGGACAACAACUUCUUGAACGAUGCAGAUAUGGUCAUGAGCUUUGUGAAUUUAGUGGAGCAUGAUAAGGAGUUCCUACCAGUGCGGCGGCAUCAUCGAGAGUUCCGGUUCGAUCUGUCUCGAAUCCCUGAGGGGGAGGCGGUCACUGCUGCCGAGUUUCGUAUUUAUAAAGACUUCAUCCAUGAACGUUACGACAAUGAGACCUUCCGUAUCAGCGUCUACCAGGUGUUGGAGGAACACUCUGACAGAGAGUCAGACCUGUUUCUGCUGGAUUCAAGGGUGAUCUGGGCAGCAGAGGAGGGCUGGUUGGUAUUUGACGUGACAGCCACCAGUAACCACUGGGUCCUGAACCCCGGCAGAAAUUUGGGCCUACAGCUGGCCCUGGAGAGCACAAAUGGAGAGAGUAUCAAUCCCCGUGUGGCCGGUCUGAUUGGUCGCAGUGGGCCUCAGAAUAAACAGCCCUUCAUGGUGGCCUUCUUCAAAGCCACUGAGGUGCACCUGCGAAGCAUCCGCUCAGCAUCAGGGGGGGCCAAACAACGGAACUCCAACCGAUCCAAAGGGGCGAAGAGCCAAGAGGCACUCCGAGUAGCCAAUGUUGCAGAAAACAGCAGUACUGAUCAGAAGCAGGCGUGUAAGAAGCAUGAGCUCUACGUCAGUUUCAGAGACUUGGGGUGGCAGGAUUGGAUCAUCGCUCCAGAAGGAUAUGCAGCAUAUUACUGCGAGGGAGAGUGUGCCUUCCCUCUGAACUCCUACAUGAACGCCACAAACCACGCCAUUGUGCAAACCCUUGUUCAUUUCAUCAACCCAGACACGGUCCCGAAACCUUGCUGUGCCCCCACGCAGCUCCACGCCAUCUCCGUGCUCUACUUUGAUGACAGCUCCAACGUCAUCCUCAAGAAAUACCGCAACAUGGUGGUCAGGGCUUGUGGCUGCCACUAAGGUUGUCGACAUCUUCACACGGACACAUGCGUACGCACACACUCACGAGGGCUUCCCCCUUGCUGUCGUUUGAAGUGUUGAGAACGGAUUGCAAAAAUGUAGUAUGUGAAUUUUAUGGAUGUUCCGAGAAUUCAGGACAGCUUCCUGUGUGGAAUGAGCUCUUGUUUCGUUUUCAAAGUUUUCCUGAGCAUAGCAUUGUUUUGUGUGGCCAAACAUAAAGCUGAACCAAUGUAAGACUCCUCGCCACAGGGGCGCACAUACACACACCCACAUUUGUGCUUUCUACUGUGUAUACAAGACAUUUAAAGCAGCGAUUGUACUGUAUAUUCAUUCAGUCAACAAUCUUUUGUUUAUUUCAAUAAUUUUUAUGAUUAUUGUAGUUGAUUUUUUUUUUUUUUUUUUAACUGUAGAUGCAAUGAUCAGCCACAACAUUAAUACCACCUGCCUAAUAUCGUGUAGGUCCCCCUUUUGCUGCCAACAUGAGACAUGGACACGACCCCUCUGAGGGUGUCUGGCGAUGGGAUGGAUCCUUUGGGUCCUGUGGCUUGUCGAGACUUUUGACGAUCGCGGGUCUUCCGGUGUGUCUCACAGAUGCUCAAUUGGAGUGGGAUCUUUGGAGUGUGGAAGUCAGGUCAAUGGCUUGGGCUCUUUGUUGGAUUCUUUGAGCUUUUCCUGCGCAGUUCUUUCAGUGUGCCGGCAGGCAUCGUCCUGCAGGGGGAGGACGAUGCCAUUAGGCAGUGCUGUUUCAACAUACACACAUACAAGUGUACGUACACACAUACACCUACAUAUAUAUGAAGCUGAGAAACGGGGAUGGAAUUUGUAAUUUCUUCUAUGUACAAUACUGUGUAAAUAUUUUUUCAGACAAAGCAAGUGUAUUUAUUUCCUGAAAUGUCACUUGGAUUUGUGUUUUUUCCUGUAUGUAAUGCUGCCCGUUUUCUCUCUCGUGAUAGUACACUCAAGGAAAUGAAAGGAGAGUUGACAGAAAACUGCUCUGACAUGACCGCUGAGAGCAAACUCGGUGCACCUCUGUUUGCCUCGUAAACCCGUCCCCGUUUUUAUAGCAACAAAUAACUGAGCUGUCAGAGAGAGCGAGGAAGAGAGCGAGAAGAAGGGAAGCUUUGUAGGAAGUGUCUUGUUCUGUGUGCUCGACAUUUUCAGGUUUAUAUUUCUCUGCUGUAAUACAAUCUUUCAUAUUUAAAAGGUCUAUUUAUUGAGAGCUGGCUAAUCUGUUCAACAGUGGGCUCCAAUGUCUCAACUAUGUUUUACUGCUGAACUGGUACAAUAAACUGGGAGAAAAGCAACAAAGCCA
Messenger RNA from Amphiprion ocellaris (clown anemonefish), 2897 nucleotides. RefSeq names its product bone morphogenetic protein 7b (gene bmp7b). Lineage: Eukaryota; Metazoa; Chordata; Actinopteri; Pomacentridae. The record is from RefSeq and is a predicted model, not a curated record. The transcript has 7 exons. Gene Ontology annotation, biological process: SMAD protein signal transduction. Gene Ontology annotation, cellular component: extracellular region. Bases 302 to 1585 code for a protein of 427 amino acids. Gene Ontology annotation, molecular function: growth factor activity; cytokine activity.